UCAUGAGUGGUCGCUGCUUUAAGUUGUGAGUGACGGUCGUUUCUGAACAGAGCAGGUCUGGAGUUUAUCCUCGUGCUGUGAGAUACUUUACCAAAGAGGCUUCAACACUCAGUGAAAAGCGACUGGCUAGUGAUCUUUUUCUCUUUUUGCUCCCUGUGAGAAGCUGUCCAACAUAUUCAGCACUAUAGUGGACACUGCGAAAGAAAACUACUGUAAACAGCCCAUGGCGUUAACUGUGAACUGGUGGACUCUGGCUUUGAGCGCCUGUCUCGUGCUGAUGGUUCGCGCCGAAUGCGGCAGAGACUGUGCGCUCUGCGUUUACCGGCUGUUCCGUCAACAGAGAGAGAUCGACACACUGACCUGCUCGUUACAAUGUGAAGGGACAGUGGACUCCAGAAAACUAGAAAUCUGCAAAAACAUCCUCAGUGAAGAGGAUCGCCUUGCAAUGGACAACUUCAAACAAGAGGAAGAGAGUGCAGACCAUCUUCUCACCAAAAAAUAUGGUGGAUUCAUGAAGCGUUAUGGGGGCUUCAUGAUUAAGAAAGCAGCAGAGAUUGGCAUGGGAGCCCCAGCUGAGAGUGACAGCACAGAGCCCAUUAGUAAGAAAUAUGGAGGCUUUAUUAAGAAGGACAAGGUAGAACGUGGAGCGGAAGACCAACAGGUGGAGCUGUUGAGAGAGAUCCUCAGGGUCGGUCUCACCUCUGAGUCAGAUGAGCAGCAUGAUGGGGACAUGGUCAAGAGCUAUGAGGGAUUUAUGAGGAGUGUACAGGGUCUAGGUGAGGCAGGGAGAGACAUGCACAAGAGAUAUGGGGGGUUUAUGCGCAGAGUAGGCAGGCCUGACUGGUUGGACAACCAGAAAAGCAGUGGGUUUCUGAAACGCACUUGGGAGGAUGGAGGCGAGACUGCCCUGCCCAACAUGCAGAAGAGAUACGGUGGAUUCAUGGAUUAAAAUUUAAACAUGGACACCCAUCCUCAACAAUCUGUUCCUACUUUAUGUAGAGCUUGCACUGUAUUGUACUUGCACUGUAAUUUCAUGCGAAGCCAUUUUUAAUUUAUAUUUAUUUUAGGCUGAAUAUUCCUCCAUAAUGUGCAGUACGGUUACAUUUGUGUUCUCAGGCAAUAGGGUUUGUGUUUAACAAAAGAAAAGUGAUAAAACAUAUUUUCCCAUUCUCUGUGUUUACAGUGGAAUCAUCCAUCAGAUGGGACAAAGACAGAGAACAAUAAUAUAACUACUUUCUGGACAUUUUUCACAUUGUUUCACAUCGCUUUGUUCUCUGAGAAUCUCAUCACAUUAGCUAGUGUGCUUCGCUCCUUAAACAUUGAAGAUGAGGUUAAAUCUGCUGUCUGCACUUGAUAUGUUAAUGAUUGAUGCAUUUCUUUUAAAAAACUUUUCAACAGCUUUUGUUCUUGUUUAAAUCAAAGCAACAUUUCUGAGCUAGUAGCUGUAUACAAUACAAUAAAUUAAUCUUACUGCAGAAGUAAAAUGGCUCAUU
Messenger RNA from Cyprinus carpio (common carp), 1493 nucleotides. It is a transcript of the gene penka, whose product is annotated as proenkephalin a. Lineage: Eukaryota; Metazoa; Chordata; Actinopteri; Cypriniformes; Cyprinidae. Gene Ontology annotation, cellular component: dendrite; neuronal cell body; plasma membrane. Gene Ontology annotation, biological process: chemical synaptic transmission; sensory perception; neuropeptide signaling pathway. The record is from RefSeq and is a predicted model, not a curated record. Gene Ontology annotation, molecular function: opioid receptor binding.